UGUCUGGCCUAAGAAAUUAGUUUUUUUUUUUUUUUUUUCUGCUUUUAUUUUAUGGAGAUCUGAUUCGAAACUGAGUUUAGUCGAAACUCAGGCCGUAGAUCCACUGAGCCCUAAUUCCAUUGGUGUCCUUUCUUUCCAUUUUCUUCUUUUAACGCUUGCGUUUUUCAAUUCAUAGAUGCAGGAAGCAAUCGCCGCCGCCGCCUCUCGAGCACGCCACACCUCCUCCCAGGAAUGUAAUUUCGACCAAAUUGAGAAGCCUUACACGAUGUGUGUGUCGACCUUUCGGUUAUAUUGCAAGGGUUUGGUGAGUGAAGAGGUGGUUAGGGAUGAGAGUAAGCAGAUCGGUGGGUUUGGUGUGGCCAUCUGCGACCCAGAGGAUAACCGACUAUUUGAGAUGAAGAAAGUUCUGGGAGGUGAAGAGUCCACACACCAGCAAGUUGCGGAAUUGGCUGCCAUAAUUCAUGCUUUGAAUUGGGCGUUGGAGCUUGAUCUGGGAAGUGUCACGUUCUUAUGUGAUGAUUCCAAUAUCUUAGAAUACGUAACAGGUAAAGCUGAACCAAACGAGUCCACUAUAGCAACAUUUGUCAAGGAAGUGUCUCUUCUUCAGAGCAGAUUCUCGUUUUGCGAAGCACUUCCUGUGAGCAGGGACAUCACUUUUGUCCUUGAGCAUGCCAGAGCUGCUAUAGCUUCACAAAUCAGAUGGCGUGAAGGUGACGUCUACAUGGAGACUUGUCCAAUAUGCUAUGAACACGUUCCAUCUGAUGAGAAGUUUGAGGUACCUGGUUGUUUCCACCGCUUCUGCGUUGAUUGCAUUAAGAAACAAGCCGAAGUGGCACUAGAAUUGGUGAAACCAGUAAACUGCCCAAGCUUGGGUUGCAACUCAGAACUACAGAGAGAGGAUUGUGAAGGUCUUUUGGAGCCUAAGCAGCUUGAUCUUAUGACCAAUUACAAGAAGGCGAGCAUGAUCAAAGGUUCAGAGAGAGUAUAUUGUCCCACAUGUGACAAUGUAAUGGCAAAGCCCAACCUCAUUGAAUACACAAAAUCCUUCUUCGUUGAUGCUGAGCUGUCAGGAGCCAGAAAGUGCACGGAGUGUGGGUUUUGUUUCUGUGGAAAAUGCAAAGCAGGAUGGCACUAUGGUAUGACAUGUGCUGAAUUCGUUAAAUCAGAGGAUAUUGAGACAUCUCCUGAGGAUGAGGAAUGUUACGAAGCUUUGGCUAAGAGUCUUGGAUGGAAGAGAUGCGGAAAUUGCAAGAUGAUGAUUGCACAUGAGGGAGGUUGCAACCGUAUAAUCUGCAGUUGCAAAUUCGAGUUUUGUUUCACCUGUGGAGCUGAGUGGAACGAGGAAGCCAACUGUAACUGCCAGCCCCAUGAUUAGCCCUAGUAGGGAACGCGGGUUUGGAGUCGGAGGACCAGUGAUGGGGUUUUCAUAAGAUAUAUGUCUAGGGAUAAUCUAUUGUUAUUCAAUACUUUAUUUAAAUCAUGCAUUCAAUACUAUGGUGUUAUUGGAUGUCAUAUUUGUAAGAUACAUUUUCAUGCCAACUUCCUCUGAUAAUACUCCAUCAAUGAUCUAAUGUCAA
Messenger RNA from Arabidopsis lyrata subsp. lyrata, 1577 nucleotides. RefSeq lists its product as uncharacterized. The transcript is spliced from 3 exons. Gene Ontology annotation, biological process: protein polyubiquitination; positive regulation of proteasomal ubiquitin-dependent protein catabolic process; ubiquitin-dependent protein catabolic process. The coding region runs from base 176 to 1375 and encodes 399 amino acids. Gene Ontology annotation, molecular function: ubiquitin conjugating enzyme binding; nucleic acid binding; zinc ion binding. NCBI's taxonomy places the organism in Eukaryota, Viridiplantae, Streptophyta, Magnoliopsida, Brassicales, Brassicaceae. The record is from RefSeq and is a predicted model, not a curated record. Gene Ontology annotation, cellular component: cytoplasm; ubiquitin ligase complex.